AUGUCUCUGAUAUCAGAAUUUCAAGACCCUCGCAAUGUCCCCACCUCCCUUGCGUUUUUCGUCUUUUGCAAGGAAUCCGACGCUGAUGCCAUCGCUUUGUCCCAUUCAAUAGCUACCGCUAUCCCCGCGCCGGAGCCAACCGUUCUUUCUUUUAAUCGGCGAGAACAUGCACGAGAUUUGUUUCUCGGAUGUAGGAACAUCAGAAGCAUUGCCGCCGGUGAAAAAAGAAACAAAAUCUCAUGCAUCUCGCCGAUUAGAAGGAAGAACGGCUGCCUCCAGCACGGAGAUUGUGAGAUCGAUCGCUGGAAAUUUCAGCCGAGCAAUGAUGUGAGGGAGAAGGAAUGGGAGGAAAUGCGGUUAUUCUUUUGGUAUCUCGAUCCAUUACUUUUGAAGAAUGACAUUUCAGAAGCUCUACUUGAAGUUAGGCAGAGGCCCUUCCUUUCUUUGAAAUCAGAAUUCUAUAAUCGCCCAACCUGGAGAAGAAUGAUUUUGUGUUUUGUAACUUCUCCAGCUAUGCUUAGGCAGGCAAGCGCACUUUUACAUAGCUGGUUUCUUAUAUCGGGUCUGACUUUUGUAUUAGAACUCCAUAUUGCACUUGUUUCGGCCGUGUUAGAUAUGGUUUCUAGGCCAAUGGCCUGGGGCGUGUCAAUGGAAAUGGGACUGAAGUACCCUUUCCCGCAUGCCUAUUUUCCUAAUAACUUACAGGAACUACUUGGUGUAUUGAAUGGACCUAUUUCAUGUAAUAGUUUUGUGAAUUUGGUUCAUUAUAUUGAAUUAGAAGUCAUUUGUCCAGAAGCAUCCUUUGAGCCAACCAUAUGCUUGCUCAGACAUGAAACAAUGCAGGGUUCAAUUGAAAAUAAUUCUACCUGGUCAAUGCUGAUGAAAUUUCCUACAUGGUUCUAUUUUGCAUCUGUGCUAAUCUUCUAUCAUAAUGAUAUUCAGGCUUCUUAUAUUUCGGAAGUUAUUUCUAAUGAAAUUAAUUUGUUCUCGUCCUAUGACAGAGAUCUGAUUGAGGCUGCUAUCAUAUAUCUUUCCUUUGUUCUUUGCCCUGUUGUCAAUGGCCAUGGUGAUAGACUCGCUGAACAUUUCCUCAAAUUAUCAAGGUCUUGGAGCGUAAAAAGUAGGGCAAUUCCAAGCUAUGAACAACGGUCCUCUUUAACCACCCACUCCAAUACUAAAGUUUCACUUAGCUUGAGAAGGAAGCUCAGAAUAAAUAAGAGUCAAGAUGAUAAGCAUGCUCCAACAACACAAAUAUGUAGUUUUUCUGCACUUUCAUCAUGGCUUAGAGAUUUUGAUGAUGUAUGUAUUGAAUCAUGGACCAAACCUUUCCUUAGAUACACAUCGGUUGAUUCAAAAGGUCAAGAAAACACAACAAAAAGUUCCAAAAAGUUAUUUAAUAAAAUUCCUCUAGGCAUAUUCAUAUUGUACCCAACAAUAUUAAGUGACAGGGGAUGUGAACUGCUACUUUAUUAUGCCACUACCGGUGAAAUUUUGCAGCAUAAAGAAAACCAAACAGUGACCAGUGACUGUCAUGAGCAUGAAAUUACUUUGUGUUAUGGAAGUGAUGGAAGAAAAUGGGCAAGUGAAGGAGUUUGUCUUGUAUUUUCAUAUUUUGACAUUGUCGAGGAGAUAUCGGUGAUGUUAUUCGACUGCGAAGCUACCAGGCUUGAUUUUAUCUGCCAUCAGAAAGGAAAGGUUUGCAAAUACUUGCUUAGAUGUGUCAAAAUAUUGCUUAAUCUAUGUAUUCAGCAAUUAGUAGAAGUCAGAGGCAGGGUUGGCUUACUGGAUCUUUUCAGAAGAUUGUUCCAGUGGAAGCAACAAGGACGAGAAAUUUUUCAAGGCUGUGAAGAAUUUAAUGAUGCGGUUGAUGGAUUUGCAAAAAAAUUUUUAACAUUGAAGGAGCUCCAGGAAGUGAUCUAAGAUUUUGGAUCAUCACAU
Phalaenopsis equestris is the source of this 1938-nucleotide messenger RNA. RefSeq lists its product as uncharacterized. Bases 1 to 1920 code for a protein of 639 amino acids. NCBI's taxonomy places the organism in Eukaryota, Viridiplantae, Streptophyta, Magnoliopsida, Asparagales, Orchidaceae. The record is from RefSeq and is a predicted model, not a curated record. The transcript has 5 exons.